Messenger RNA from Colletotrichum aenigma, 2958 nucleotides. It is a transcript of the gene RPH1-1, whose product is annotated as DNA damage-responsive transcriptional repressor RPH1. The record is from RefSeq and is a predicted model, not a curated record. The coding region runs from base 1 to 2958 and encodes 985 amino acids. Gene Ontology annotation, molecular function: histone demethylase activity; protein binding. Gene Ontology annotation, biological process: chromatin remodeling. Gene Ontology annotation, cellular component: nucleus. The transcript has a single exon. NCBI's taxonomy places the organism in Eukaryota, Fungi, Ascomycota, Sordariomycetes, Glomerellales, Glomerellaceae.
AUGGAUAUUGCGUCCAAGCUCCGCGAUCUGGAGAUGAAGCUCCAGCAUGUCACCAGGAUUGUCUCCACGCUCCAGCUGUCCACUCCGCACGCAGGAAGGAGAACCCGACGCAACAAUCCCCGCCAGACCACCAAGCCAACGUCGGCUCUCGAUGAGCUGAAAGACCUUCUCACCGGACUUUAUGCUGAACUACAGAAAAUACAGAAAGAGAUUUCGCGAACAUCCGAGCAGCCUAGCCAAGAGCCUUUACCUGCUGAUGCCGCGUCGCCGAGCUCAGCGCUCUCUUCCCCGCCGCCAUCUGUCGGGGCGGACGAACACUCGGACCCACCCGUGGACCUUCCGGCGCCCUCGCCGCGAGUGGUCGAUGUGCCCACCCACCAGGAGACCGUCCCCAGUCCACCUCCGGACGCCGGUGGACCCCGCACAGACCUGGAGCCACCCUCGGCGGUUGGCCUGGACUCCGCGGCACCAUCGCCACUUUCCGAUCUGGGCUCCGACGUGGAGUGGGCUUUGCAGCAUGCAGAGUCGCUCCUCGAAGCGCAGGGCGAGUCGCCGACCGACCCGGCCCCGCCUGAGCCUGCACCGAUUACGACCAGGCCCAAGUUCAGCUUGACGACUGAGGAAAUGGGUGUCAAUUUGGUGCCGAACAUCGCCAAGAUGGUCAGCAAGGAAGACUUCACGGGCAAGGUCCGGAUCGCAAAUCUGCCCGAGGUUGACUGGGCCACUUUGGAGUCCAGCAUCGGGCGGCCUAAGGAUCGCGAGCAUCUGGGAAACGUGUACACCAAAGGUUCCAAUGGGUCCGGUUACGCGUUUCUGAAGCUCUCGCCGUCGACCAAAUUUGUCCUCCCGGACUUCUCUCAGAUGCCAGAGAAGCCGCCGGAGGACGAGAUCACAGCUUUUCUCGACGACAUCGCCAACGACCCCCCCAAGGGGUCCAUACCGUAUUAUGCCGGGCCGCCGCUGACGUCCAGCAUCGAAUCGUUCCUCCACCCAGGCGACGCUCUUGCGUCCAUGGAAGCCAUUGCCGGCGGGAACUCGCCCUACGUGUACAUCGGCGCCAAGUAUUCCGGCACCGGCUGGCACGAUGAUGACGCUCUUCUCUGGUCAUGCAACUAUGUCAGCUUCGGCUGGAAGCUGUGGCUCGUCGUCGCAGAACACCACAGGGCGAAGUUCGAAGCCUUCGUCCGCCGACACUGGAAGGCGAACCGAUGCGCGCAAUUCGUACGCCAUCUGUCACUCUUCAUCGGUCCGUCAAGGCUUCGCAAGGAAGGUAUUGACUUCGUCGUACACUGCGCCGGGCCCGGCGACAUGGUCAUCAUCCGCCCCGGGCAAUAUCAUGCCGUCGUCAACUUCUCUUCGUGCUUUGCCACGGCGAUCAAUUUCUCGCUGCCCGGAGACCGCGUCAUGCCGCCAGACCUCGCCGUUUGUAAGCAAUGUGGGCUAUACCCUCUGCAACGCCCGGACUUCCGCGUUGUCUCGCCGCCUCCCUUGGACCCCGUGCCAGGCGUGGAGACAGAGCAUGUCAGCAUCGCAGAGAGGAUAAAACUCGCGAGACGACCGGCGGCGCGGCCACAGGAUUUGCAGCCAGCUAAGAAACCGAAAACUUCCCGGCCUCAUCCAGAGCUGGACGAGAUCAUCAGGCAGGUCCUGAAGAUCGACAAACUCUGCCACAUUCCUCGUAUCGACCACAGAAACCCACCGAGCCCCGAAGUCUUGAAACUCGCCAUGGCCAUCGGCAGCCGCCCGGCGAUUCAGCAAUUCUGCGACCUUGUCCGCAGUAGACGGGAUCCCAAGAACGACCGCACCAGACUAUAUUUCGAAGGCGAUCUGCAAGUCCGCAUCACACAACGUCUCACUGCACUCGGCAGGUCCCAGCGGAGAUCGAAUCUCGAGAGGCUCAUGGUCCGUCUCGACCAGUACUAUCUUGCCUGCGACAUCGAGCAGUCCAAGCAAGGGCGCCUCAGGGCGGAUAGUUCGUUUCUCGACGCUAUUGCCAAAAAGUCGCAUUGCCCCAGGGAUGUCCUGUCGAAACACGUAAACCAAGGCAACAAGUGGAUGCGACUUUGCCGUGAACGCAAGGAGCUUCUGUGUUUUAUUUUCCUGGACAGCAGGAAUCCGUUCGGCGUAUUCUUGGACGCGUGGAUGUCACUACAAGAAAAUGACGUGGAUGUUCUGCAUCGACUUCUGAGCAAUGACUACAUCGCAUCAUUAUGCACAGCGGCGGCAGCGUUGAUGCAGUCAAUAGACGGCGUCUCUCAUGACGUCGAGUUUGUCUGGGAAAUGCGCAGCAAGCCUUUGUGCAGCAUACCGGAAGAGGACAUGCUGUUACUCCUUCGUCCCAUUCCACAAGUUGCAGAGAACGUCUUUGAACCGGGCAGAUAUCCCACGUGGCCGCGUCCUGCAGGAUGGCCUGAGCAUGCACCGUGGCCUGCUGAUCCCACUUCUAUUCUCGAUCUCGACAGCAAGUUAUGUGAGUUUUGCGAGGAAGCCGAAUGCAAGUGUCUGGAGGAGCUAUCCUCCCGCAACGGCUCACGACCUAUGCCGCGCAUAAAAGACUAUGGGGCACUGGGGCGAGGUCUGCAGGCUACGGCAAACCAGUAUGGGCAAGUGGCGUAUCGGUCAGGCGAUGUCAUUGGAAUUCUUGCUGGAGAGAUUGCUCCUGUGGACACUUUUGAUGACAGCCAUACGCUGGAGUUUGUGAGGCCGGAUCUUCCUGAUGAGCCGGUCGUCUGUCAAAUCCGCUGCGUCGAGGUCAGCAACAUUUUUAGGCUGCUUAACCAUUCCUGCCGGCCUUCUGCAAAAUUUGAGCAGUUACGAGCAAGCGGCCGCUAUGUAACAGCAGUUAGGGCCGCCCGAGAUAUUACCGAUGGCGAGCAGAUCACGGUCUCUUACGGAAGUAAAUGGACGGCAAGCCCGUGUCUUUGCGAUGCUUGUCAGGGAGCAGGGGACACAGUUUAA